Messenger RNA from Dioscorea cayenensis subsp. rotundata (Guinea yam), 1422 nucleotides. RefSeq names its product dnaJ homolog subfamily B member 1-like. The transcript is spliced from 3 exons. Gene Ontology annotation, cellular component: cytosol. Gene Ontology annotation, molecular function: protein-folding chaperone binding. The coding region runs from base 161 to 1180 and encodes 339 amino acids. NCBI's taxonomy places the organism in Eukaryota, Viridiplantae, Streptophyta, Magnoliopsida, Dioscoreales, Dioscoreaceae. The record is from RefSeq and is a predicted model, not a curated record.
ACCAACUCAGAGCAUUACCAUCAUCUUGUGCUUCUUUCUCAAGAGAACCGAACCCUUGCGAAACGAGAGGGUUGAACUUGAAAGAAGGACAACCGCCACCGCCACCGCCACCGCCGCCGCCGCCGACGACGACGACGAGGAGAACAACGACGGCGACGAGAUGGGAGUGGAUUACUACAAGGUCCUUCAGGUCCCACGUAACGCCACCGAUGAGGAUCUCAAGAAGGCCUACCGCAAGCUCGCCAUGAAGUGGCAUCCUGAUAAGAACCCUAACAACAAGAAUGAAGCUGAGGCGAAGUUUAAGCAGAUCUCUGAAGCGUAUGAUGUUCUUAGUGAUCCGCAGAAGCGUGCAGUGUAUGAUCAGUAUGGGGAGGAAGGGCUCAAGGGCCAGGUUCCGCCGCCUGGAGCCGGAGGAUCAUCUUUCUUUGGUGGUGGUGGUGGCGGUGGUGGUGGUGAUGGAGGUCGGUUUAAUACGAGGAGCGCGGAUGAUAUAUUUGCCGAGUUCUUUGGGUUCACAAGCACGUCCGGAGGCAUGGGCGGUGGAAAAGGUGGGUCGAGAUUCCCCGGUGGGAUGUUUGGGGAUGACUUCUUCUCAUCGGCGUUUGGUGGAGAGGCUUCGCAGUCACGGCAGCCACUGAAGGCUCCGCCUAUUGAGAACCAGCUGCCUUGCAGUCUUGAGGACUUGUAUAAAGGGACCACAAAGAAGAUGAAGAUUUCCAGGGAUGUCACUGAUAUGAGUGGGAGAACCACUCCUGUGGAGGAAAUCCUCACAAUUGAAAUAAAGCCUGGGUGGAAGAAGGGGACUAAAAUCACAUUCCCAGAGAAAGGGAAUGAGAUGCCCAAUGUCAUUCCUGCAGACAUAGUCUUCAUCAUUGAUGAGAAACCACAUAGUAUAUAUAGCCGUGAUGGAAAUGAUCUCAUUGUAACACAGAAAAUCUCUCUGGUGGAAGCCCUGACAGGUUACACUGUCAACCUGGUAACUCUUGAUGGUCGGAACCUCAGCAUCCCCAUAAACACAAUAAUCCAUCCUGGCUACGAAGAAAUAGUGCCCAGGGAGGGCAUGCCAAUUCCAAAAGAUCGGACAAUGAGAGGAAACCUGAGGAUCAAGUUCAACAUCAAGUUCCCAAGUAGACUGACUGCAGAGCAGAAAGCCAGUAUCAAAAGAGUGCUGGCUCCAUGAGAUAAUGCUGCUUUAUGUUUCUGCUGUGAGGAUCUCUGAUUAUGAGAUGUGCUAGGUUCAUAUUUAUUAAUUUUUUUCUUGUUCGAAUAGUAUUUUAGGGUACUGAAGUUAUUCUAUGAUUUGUUUGGGUUUAACAAUUUAAUUUAGGAUUUUGGGCACUGAUAUUGUUUCUACAAACAAGUGAAAUAUCAUGAAAAUCUGUGAGAAAAGUCCAAUGGUGUCUUAUUGGUCGAUCUAUUUUC